Paramecium octaurelia is the source of this 446-nucleotide messenger RNA. The record is from the annotation of a GenBank genome assembly. Lineage: Eukaryota; Ciliophora; Oligohymenophorea; Peniculida; Parameciidae.
UAUGUGUAAUCCAAAGUAAUAUAGCUAGUAGUUGGAUUUGUACAAUUAAUAUAGUUAGCUGUCCUGUUAAAUUGUAAUGGGAUCAUAAAUGAUUGAGUCCCUUCAACGAAAGGGUAGUUUAUAUAAUUUGGUUCAAAAUCAUCCUUAAAAUAAGUAUUCCAAACUAAAUAAUAGUUCCGGACCACCCAAUUAGAAUUGACAAGGUUAAAGCGGCCUAAAAUAAUGAAGAAAACUUAUUAAAACAUUUAAUAUUAAAUCAAUACUUAUAUGUCUGAAAUUAAAUAUGACAAGUUUUCAAAAACAUCAGAUGCGAAAUAAUGUACAAAAAUUUGAAAAUUUAAAUCUUUAUAUAAAAAAAAGACUUCUUUGGUCAUCACCUUAACAUUAAGUAUUUCAUAACAAAGAAUCAAAUGCGCUCAUAAGGAAUUCAUUAAAUUUAAAAUGGG